Molecule: messenger RNA, 2543 nt
Organism: Juglans microcarpa x Juglans regia
Lineage: Eukaryota; Viridiplantae; Streptophyta; Magnoliopsida; Fagales; Juglandaceae
Product: cytochrome P450 703A2
Exons: 3
Coding region: 78-1649 (523 amino acids)
Molecular function (GO): monooxygenase activity; heme binding; iron ion binding
Source: RefSeq, a predicted model, not a curated record
UCCCAAAUGGGCUUUAUUAUUGGCAAAACGUUUACUUAAAAAAAGAUCUUUCAGGUCAAGAAACAGGCAAAUAUUUAAUGGAUUUAGCCACAUUUGCCUCAACCCUUCUUUGUUUAGCUCUGAUCUCCAAGAUCGCGUACAAGUGGCUCAACAGCAAGUCCCCACACAAAACCAAAGCGCAGCUCCCUCCUGGUCCACCAAAAUGGCCUGUAUUUGGCAACCUUCUGCAGCUUAGCAAACUCCCCCACAGAGACCUCGCCACUCUGUGCGAGAAAUACGGCCCGCUCGUCUAUCUCCGCCUUGGCAGCGUGCACGCCAUCACCACCAACGACCCAGACAUCAUACGCGAGAUUCUAGUCCGUCAAGAUGAUGUCUUUGCCUCCAGGCCACGCACUCUUGCUGCCAUUCACCUGGCCUACGGCUGUGGCGAUGUGGCCCUGGCCCCGCUGGGACCGAGCUGGAAGCGAAUGAGGCGGAUAUGCAUGGAGCACCUGCUGACCACAAAGCGGCUCGAGUCCUUUGCGAGACACCGCGCCGAGGAAGCUCAGCACCUCGUGCGGGACGUCUGGGCGAGGGCUCAGACCGGGAAGGCAGUGAACUUGAGGGACGUUUUGGGUGCGUUCUCGAUGAACAACGUGACUAGGAUGUUGCUGGGGAAGCAGUAUUAUGGGUCUGAAUCUGCAGGGCCACAAGAGGCCAUGGAGUUCAUGCAUAUUACCCAUGAGUUGUUUUGGCUACUGGGGUUGAUUUAUUUGGGUGAUUAUCUGCCAUUUUGGAGGUGGGUGGACCCUUAUGGGUGUGAGAAGAAGAUGAGGGAAGUGGAGAAGAGAGUGGAUGAUUUUCACAAGAAAAUUAUUGAAGAACAUAGGAGGGCAAGGGAUAGAAAGAGAAUCAAAAGAGAGGGUGAUGAUGAUAACGAUGAAUUGGAUUUUGUUGAUGUCCUGCUAUCUUUGCCUGGAGAAGAUGGAAAAGAACAUAUGGAUGACAGAGAAAUUAAAGCACUAAUCCAGGACAUGAUUGCCGCUGCCACAGACACGUCGGCUAUGACCAACGAAUGGGCGAUGGCUGAGGUGAUCAAGCAUCCACGUGUACUUCGAAAGGUCCAAGAAGAACUUGACUCUGUGGUAGGGCCUAAUCGAAUGGUCUCAGAAUCUGAUCUGGCCAACCUCAACUACUUACGUUGCAUCGUACGCGAAACCUUUCGGAUGCACCCGGCUGGACCCUUUCUUAUCCCCCACGAAUCGCUAGGUGCCACCACCAUCAACGGUUAUUACAUCCCAGCCAAGACACGUGUCUUCAUCAACACUCAUGGGCUGGGCCGAAACACCAAGGUUUGGGAUAAUGUAGAGGAGUUUCGGCCCGAGAGGCAUUGGGUGGUUGAUGGGAGCCGAGUGGAGAUUAGUCAUGGAGCGGAUUUCAAGAUAUUGCCAUUCAGUGCUGGGAAAAGGAAGUGUCCCGGCGCGCCUCUUGGGGUAACGUUGGUUUUGAUGGCAUUGGCUCGGCUCUUUCACUGCUUUGAUUGGAGCCCACCAGAGGGGUUGAAGCAUGAAGAUAUAGAUACAAGUGAAGUUUAUGGGAUGACAAUGCCAAAGGCUGAGGCUUUGGAGGCCAUUGCAAAGCCACGAUUAGCAAGACAUAUGUAUCAAUGAGUUUGAUUUGCAGGCUAUGACUCAGGAUGACACAGUUGCUUAACACCCCCUUUCAAGCUCAUGGGAGGAGGCUGAACCAUGAGCUUGUUGCACAAAAGAGGACAUCGUGCAGAAUUAAGACCCUUAGUGAAUAUAUAUGCAAUCUGAUCAGCAGUAGCAAUAUACUUGGUGGAGAUUUCUUUGUUAAAAAAUCUCUCAUGCAUAAAGUGAUAAUCGACCUCAAUGUGCUUAGUUCAAGCGUGGAAUACUGGAUUUGAAGCAAGUGCAAGAGCACCGAUGUUAUCACACAAGAGAACAGGGGCAUGAGGGAGUGAAACUUGAAGCUUGCGAAGGAGCAUACACAACCAAUACAGUUCUGUAGUUGUAAUAGCCAUUGCUUGAUAUUCAAAUUCGGUACUAGAACGCAACACCACUUGUUGCUUCUUAGCACUCCAUGAAAUCAAACAUUUUCCAAAGAAGAAAGCGUAGCCAUUCGUGGACCUUCAAUCGACAGGGGCUCCUGCCUAGUCAGAGUCACAGUAUGCAGUGAGGACUGGUUGCUCAGGUGUGUAGUACAACAAAUGAUCAAGAGAGCCUUAAGGUAGCGAAGCACUUGUUUGGAAAAUGUGAGAUGGGUUGUAGUAGGAGCAUGCAGGAAUUGACACAUCUAGUUGGCCGAGAAAGAAAUAUCAGGGCAAGUAAGGGUGCAGUACUGAAGUGCACCAACAAUUUGACGAUAUGGGAUAGCAUCAUGUAAUGGAUCACCAUCGCUGCAAGAGGGUUUCACGCCAGUUGUGCAGGGAGAGGUAUAUGGUUUGGCAUCUAGUAUGUUGGUGCGAGUAAGUAAGUCGAUGAUAUACUUAGACUGAUGAAAGUGCAGGCUUGCUGAAGUACAUUUAGCUUGGAUGCUGAGGA